AUGGCGAAGAAAGGAAAGAAGGAUGGAAAGUCCGGAGGAGACUUUUGGGACGAAGAAGAGUAUGUUACUCCUGAAGCCGAGACUUUAGGAGAACUGCCUGUUGAAGCUUCAACAGGUGAUGAACCUUCAGUUGAAGUUGAAGGUGAAACUUCAGAAGAAGGACUGGCAUCAGCCUCUGCUGACUUCUUGAGUUCAAUUCGUCAAUCUAAGAAGAAUAAGGAAGCCAAAGAAGAAGCUAAGAAGACAGAUGAUGGUCCAAAGCUCUUGUCUAAAAAGGAAAAAGAAAAGUUGAAGAAGGAAGCAGAGAAGCAAAAGAAGAAGGAAGCCGCUGCAAAGAAGAAGCAACAGCAAGCCGAUAAGAAGGAGCAAAUAAAGGAAGCAAAUAAAGCAAAUGCGGAAGCUGCUAAGUCAUCUACUCCUGAACCAGAAGGAGAUGAAUCCAAACCAAAGCCUGCUGCAAAGAAGGGAGGUAAGAAGGUCCCAGCAGGUCUUGCUGCUUUGAAGCGUCAAAUGGAGUUGAAAAAACAAUUGGAAGAAGAACAACGUCGUUUGGAAGAAGAAGAGCAAAAACGUAUUGAAGAAGAAGAAAAGGCUGCUGCUGAAGAAGAAGCUGAAAAGGAAGCCGCUAGAGCAGCCAAGAAGGAAAAGGACAGGUUAAAGAAAGAGCAAUUGAAGGCCGAAGGUAAAUAUAUGACCAAGAAGCAAAAGGACCAAAAGAAAUUGCAAGAAGCUCGUCGUCAAGCCUUACUUUCAGCAUCUGGAAUUACAGUUGCUGCUUUCCAAAAGGAUGCUUCUGAAACUGUUGACAAGCCUAAAAGAGUAAUUUAUGGUAAGAAGAAGUCCUCUAAACCAAAGACCGUUGUUCAAAAUUCACAAGUCAAAGAAGAAAAGAAGGUUGAGGAAACUAAAACUGAAGACGAUGAAGAAGAAACCUUAUUAAACAACUGGGAAACUGCUUUGGAUGACGAAGAACCUGUUGUUGAAAGUUGGGAAGCUGCUUUGGACGAAGAUGAAGGCGAAGAGGAUGCCAAGGCUGAAGACCAAGAAGAAGACUCUAAAGCUGCUGAAGAAGAAGCCCAAAGAAAGGCUGCUGAAGAAGCCCAAAGAAAGGCUGCUGAAGAAGAAGCCCAAAGAAAAGCGGCCGCUGAAGAAGAAGCUAAGAGAAAGGCUGAGGAAGAACGUAAAAAGGACUUGGCUUCUAAGAGUGUUGCCAAAUCUGCAACUCCUGCUCCACAAGAAAAGGAAAUGCGUUCACCUAUCUGUGUUAUCUUGGGGCAUGUCGAUACUGGUAAGACCAAGUUAUUGGAUAAGAUUCGUCAAACAAACGUCCAAGGUGGUGAAGCUGGUGGUAUCACUCAACAAAUUGGUGCUACUUAUUUCCCCAUUGAUGCUCUUAAGCUGAAGACUGACGUUAUGUCUAAGUUUGAAAAGCAAACUUUCGAUGUUCCUGGUUUAUUAGUCAUUGACACUCCAGGUCACGAGUCCUUUACUAACUUGAGAUCUCGUGGUUCUUCUUUAUGUAAUAUUGCCAUUUUGGUUGUCGAUAUUAUGCAUGGUUUAGAACCACAAACCAUCGAAUCAAUCAGAUUGUUGAGAGACAGAAAGGCACCAUUCAUUGUUGCAUUGAACAAGAUUGAUAGAUUAUAUGACUGGCAAACUACCCCCAACAACUCUUUCCGUGAUUCUUUUGCUAAGCAAUCCAGUUCUGUCCAAGGUGAAUUCAAACAAAGAUAUGAACAAAUUAAACUUGCGCUUUCUGAACAAGGUUUGAACUCUGAGUUGUAUUUCCAAAACAAGAACAUGGCCAAAUAUGUUUCAAUUGUUCCUACUUCAGCAGUUACCGGUGAAGGUGUUCCAGAUUUGUUGUGGUUGUUAUUGGAGUUGACCCAAAAGAGAAUGUCCAAGCAAUUGAUGUACUUGUCCAAGGUUGAAGCCACUAUUUUGGAAGUCAAGGUUGUUGAGGGUUUCGGUUACACUAUCGAUGUUGUGUUAUCUAAUGGUGUCUUGAAGGAAGGUGAUCGUGUUGUGUUGUGUGGGUUGAAUGGUCCUAUUGCCACCAAUAUCAGAGCAUUAUUGACUCCUCCACCAGCUAAAGAAUUGCGUAUUAAAUCUGAAUAUGUUCACCAUAAGCAAGUUAAGGCUGCUUUGGGUGUUAAGAUUGCUGCCAACGAUUUGGAGAAGGCAGUUGCUGGUUCUCGUUUGGUUGUUGUUGGUGAAGAUGACGACGAAGAAGAAAUCAUGGACGAUAUUAUGGAAGAUUUGACUGGUUUAUUGGACUCAGUUGACUCAUCCGGUAAGGGUGUCGUUGUUCAAGCAUCAACUUUGGGUUCUUUAGAAGCCUUGCUUGAUUUCUUGAAGGACAUGAAGAUUCCUGUUAUGUCUAUCGGGUUAGGUCCAGUUUACAAGAGAGAUAUAAUGAAGGCUGCUCCUAUGUUGGAGAAGGCUCCAGAAUUUGCUGUCAUGUUAUGUUUCGAUGUUAAGAUCGACAAAGAAGCUGAACAAUAUGCCGAAGAACAAAAGAUCAAGAUCUUCAAUGCUGAUAUUAUUUAUCACUUGUUUGAUCAAUUUACUGCUUAUCAAUCUCAAUUGAUGGAGAAGCGUCGUCAAGACUUUUUGGAAUACGCCAUUUUCCCAACUGUAUUGAAGACCAUUCAAAUCAUUAACAAACGUAACCCUAUGAUUAUUGGUGUUGAUGUUAUGGAAGGUACAGUCAAGAUAGGUACACCUAUUUGUGCAGUAAGAAGAGAUCCAGCUACAGGUGCAGCCAACAUUAUUGUUUUGGGUAAAGUUGUCUCUUUGGAAGUUAACCAUAAGAGUUCUGAAUCUGUCAAGAAGGGUCAAACCAAUGCUGGUGUUGCCAUGAGAUUAGAAAACCCAUCAUCCGCCCAACCUACUUGGGGUCGUCAUGUUGAUGAGUCAGAUUUGCUCUACUCAUUGAUUUCCCGUAGGUCGAUCGACACCUUGAAGGACCCUGCAUUCCGUGAUUCUGUUUCCAGAGAUGAUUGGUUGUUGAUCAAGAAGAUGAAGCCCAUCUUUGACAUCAAAUAA
Messenger RNA from Lizanozyma spartinae, 3048 nucleotides. It is a transcript of the gene FUN12, whose product is annotated as translation initiation factor eIF5B. The record is from RefSeq and is a predicted model, not a curated record. Bases 1 to 3048 code for a protein of 1015 amino acids. Gene Ontology annotation, molecular function: GTPase activity; GTP binding; translation initiation factor activity. The transcript has a single exon. Lineage: Eukaryota; Fungi; Ascomycota; Pichiomycetes; Serinales; Debaryomycetaceae.